AUGGCUAAAACAAACUCUGUGUGGUAUCGAACGGAAACAUUUCAUUUCAUUUCACCGAAGCGAAAAAUGCCUAUCACCUUUGAUCUCUUAUGCAAGAUCUAUCCUUUUGUGAAUUUUCUCUCUAGUAACGAUAUCAUCUUCUGGUCAGCAAUCACCUGUGGUCAUUUCUUACUCUUACGAGCAAGCGAGUUUACUGUAAACGGCAAUGAACCCUUCGACCCCUCUCAGCAUCUCACACUCAGCGACGUCAAUUCUCACCAGUCUCCGACCGGUGAGCACUACUGGACGGUGCGACUUAAACAGUCUAAAACAGACCAACAGCACGAAGGGGUAACAUUGUAUAUGUCGCAUACAAACCAUGUCAUCUGCCCAGCCUGCGCCAUGAAGUCUAAUGUUACUCUUCAACAAAGUCGGCCACGAAAGCCCACAGAUUCACCACUGUUCCUGCUCGAGCAUCAGCAAGUCUUAACUCGUCAACACCUAGUAACAUUUGUGUCUCAUUUGUUGCGACUAGUUGGCAUUGAUCCUACAGCCUACAGCGGGCACAGUUUUAGGAUUGGUGGAGCCACCUCUGCGUCUCUGGCUGGACUUAAAGAUUACGAGAUUCAAAUGCUUGGAUGCUGGAAAUCAGACUGUUACAAAACGUAUUUU
Molecule: messenger RNA, 651 nt
Organism: Pocillopora meandrina
Lineage: Eukaryota; Metazoa; Cnidaria; Anthozoa; Scleractinia; Pocilloporidae
Source: the annotation of a GenBank genome assembly